AUGAGACUUCGAAGCUCAGGGUUCCUUAAGUGGUCGUCUCUCCCUACAGAGAUCCGCCAUCUCAUUCUAAACACGAUAGCCGACCUCAAAAAUCCACGUUGGGCUGAAUUAGCUUCAGUUUCUAAAGAAUGGCAAAGUGUCAUCGGAGCAAGGAACAUGGCCAAGCUAAAACUCCAAUCGUUAUCCUGCUUCGACAGGUUCAGGAACGUUGUUCGACAGAGACACCUUGUAAGGCAUAUUUAUCUUUGCAUUGAGCUACCAAAGUAUAAGUGUAGUAUUUGCCAGGACCGUUCUGAUCGACUCAGGGGCAUCGACUCUGUUGUGAGUUAUGCAAUUGCUGAUGUUCUGACGGUCCUGAGCACGUGGGACACACAAGGUCCUUUGACACUGGAACUAAACGCGACCUCUGGUAGUGAUACGGAGCACUGGGCUAAGAACUUUCGGUUCGAUGACAGCCACGAUGCAAGUAGCCAAGACUUGACUUUGGUAGAGCCUGAUUGGCAUGACCCCAAGCAUGGUUGGGUAGACGGCGUCCAGGUCAACCCCCCCUCUUUCUUUGCUUUGCAGCAGGUGUUUGGGGUUGUUGAAAUGCAUUACGGAUCACCUAGUCCUGUCACUGCAGUCACCAGCUUGAUGAUCCGCCGCCAAUUCCGCCGUUGCCUUCUCCCCAGUAGCCUAAGCAGACUUUUGUCGCAACUCGUUUGUCUGACCGAAAUGAUCUACGAGCCAUGGAAACAUGAAUAUACAAACCUAGUUCCCUGGGGGUAUUUCGAGGCAAAGUCUAAGCAGCUGGGAUUCAUGGGUAUGCCUUUGCCUGACACACUCAAAAGACUUAUCGUGUUUCGACAUUCCGAUGAACAUAUCACACAAUCCAUUAAUGCAGAUACAAUGUACCAGUUGUAUCUAAGCACUCGCCGUCGGUAUAGAGAAAUCGACAGUACAUCCAACAACAGUCAAAAUCUAGCUCAGACAAGCUUGAGACUCGAACAACUUUCUAUCUCGUUUCUUAUUGAUGCCGAGGACUUUCUCGCAGCCUGCAGGGAAGAAUGGACGUGGGAUCACCUGCAGUCACUAGCCCUGACCUUCCAGGGAAGUGGAAAACGCCACGAGAAGAGCAUCAACAGUCUGCUGCUAUCCACAGCGAAACUUGCAAUGCGCAUGCCGAAGCUGGAAACUACGGUGCUUUGGAGUGGGGGCCGGGGAAGCUCGUGUGCGUUCAUCUACACCAGAAGUAAGUACUACGCCCGAGUGGUAUGGCGAGGGACAUGGAACCUGAAAAUUAGCCUGGACGUUCUGGAAGCAUGGCAAGAUGUUGCCAAGAUUCAUUCUUUGGAGCUUAGGGUUGGGCAUGAACGUAUCAAAGAGCUAAUCAACAAUUACGGAGAUGCUAUCUAUCAUCUCAACCUGCCCUGCAAAGUUGUUGAACCUACAUCGCUUUGGCAAAUGCGAAUAGAAGGGGCUUGGAGACAUGGGCAGGAAGGGUAA
Molecule: messenger RNA, 1485 nt
Organism: Fusarium poae
Lineage: Eukaryota; Fungi; Ascomycota; Sordariomycetes; Hypocreales; Nectriaceae
Exons: 2
Coding region: 1-1485 (494 amino acids)
Source: RefSeq, a predicted model, not a curated record